Varanus komodoensis (Komodo dragon) is the source of this 5285-nucleotide messenger RNA. RefSeq names its product NAD kinase 2, mitochondrial (gene NADK2). Gene Ontology annotation, biological process: NADP+ biosynthetic process; NAD+ metabolic process. The record is from RefSeq and is a predicted model, not a curated record. Gene Ontology annotation, cellular component: mitochondrion. Gene Ontology annotation, molecular function: NAD+ kinase activity. Lineage: Eukaryota; Metazoa; Chordata; Lepidosauria; Squamata; Varanidae. The coding region runs from base 257 to 1747 and encodes 496 amino acids. The transcript has 12 exons.
CCCACUGCCCCUACCCCGCCCCUCCCUCUCCCUUGCGCCGCUGGGGCCGGAGGGCUCCAGUUGUGCGCGUCAGUGUGUGUCGAGCGCCACGCGCGAGAGAGCGACGGCGGCGGCGCCGCCCCUCCUCCGCGGUUCAGGCGCGAGCCGCGCCGUUGGGCGCAGCAGCGGCGAGGCGGGCGGCACUCCUCUCCUUCGUCCUCUUCGCUUGGCGGCUGGCGGCGGCUCCUCGUGGAGGACGGUCUCCCGAGCCCGGGCUAUGACCUGUCUCCCGAACUACCUGAGUAGCGGCAAUCCCUGCGCCGCCCUCCGCUCCUUGCUCAAAUCUACGCGGCGGCACCAGCAGCCGCCGCCGUCUCCGCCGCGGCUCCUCGCCUUCAGCGUAACGCCCGGCAGCGUACGCCUGGCCGCCUCGGCGAUAGCGGCCGGGCUGCCUCUGUCCUCGUCGGCGCUGGCGGGACGCGAUUCGAAGUCGCCCCCCCGCCCCUCUGCGAGCCCGGCUGCCUCGUCCUCCUCCUCGCCGCGGUGCCGCCUCAGCUCGGGCUUGUCGUCGAGGGUCGACGGCGGGUUCCGCCCAGCCCGCGUGGUGGUGGUCGCCAAGACGACCCGCUACGAGUUCGAGCAGCAGAGGUACCGCUACGCGGGGCUCUCGGAGGAGGAUCUCAAGCAGCUGCUUGCAUUAAAGGGCUCCAAUUAUAGUGGACUACUAGAGCGACAUCGGAUUCAUACAAAAAAUGUGGAACAUGUUGUAGAUAGUUUAAGGAAUGAGAAGAUAGAGGUUCGACUUGUGAAACGCAAAGAAUAUGAUGAAGAGACUGUUCGGUGGGCAGAUGCUAUUGUAGCAGCAGGAGGUGAUGGCACAAUGCUUUUGGCAGCUAGUAAAGUGUUGGACAGAUUAAAACCAGUUAUUGGAAUAAACACAGACCCUGAUAGAUCUGAAGGCCACCUGUGUUUACCUGUACGAUAUACACACGCAUUUCCAGAUGCUCUACAGAAACUCUAUCAUGGUGAAUUCAGAUGGCAGUGGCGCCAGCGCAUCCGUUUGUACCUUGAGGGGACUGGUAUUAACCCUGUCCCUGUUGACUUGCAUGAACAGCAGUUGAGUCAAGAACAGCAUAGCAGAGCCCAUGUUAAUGGAAGAUUUCAGGAUCAAAGGUCUCAGAUUUCUGAACCACAUCUCUUGCCAGUGAGAUCAUUAAAUGAAGUCUUUAUUGGAGAGUCUCUCUCAUCCAGGGUGAACUAUAAGUCCUGCAAACCCAGUUUUAAAUUCUCCCUUCGUAGGGCCUCUUACUAUGAAAUAUCAGUUGAUGAUGGUCCAUGGGAGAAACAAAAGAGUUCUGGUCUCAAUAUAUGUACUGGAACUGGAUCAAAAGCUUGGUCAUUUAAUAUCAACAAGAUAGCAAAUCAGGCUGUGGAAGAAAUCCUGAAGAUUGCCAGACAUUACAAGAAUGUAAAUCUUCCACUGAGCAAGGAACUAGUAGAAAAAGUAACAAAUGAAUACAAUGAAUCACUGCUGUAUAGCCCAGAGGAACCCAAGAUGUUUUUUAGUGUACGAGAACCUAUUUCAAACCGUGUUUUUUCAAGUAGUCGUCAGCGGGGCUUUGCUUCAAAGGUUUGUGUCCGCUCUCGCUGCUGGGAUGCCUGUAUGGUUGUAGAUGGAGGAACGUCAUUUGAAUUUAAUGAUGGAGCAAUAGCAUCAAUAUUGAUCAAUGCGGAAGAUGCACUACGUACUGUUUUGUUAGAAGAAUGAACAGUUGAAAGCAUUCAGAACUUAACACAAAGGAAGUGCAUCAUUUUAGAUGUGAAAAUUGCUCUUUUGUAUAGAGAGGCAUUUGGGAAACAAAGAUUGAAAUGGCUUUUCAUUUCUUUUGGACAAAAAAUUAUUGGGAAACCAAUGUUUGUCAUUUAUUGCACCUUUAUAAAUGGAAAGAUAAAAUUGAAGGUUAGCAAUUUAAACUUGCAAAUUCAUGACUCUUCAAAAAUGUAAUGAAUCUGACAGGAUGCUUUUAAAACCAGGGUUUAAGCAAAUUGAUAUUAAUAUAAAAUUGUACAGCUCUGCAGAGGCAGUCUAUCACUGGUUUCAGCAAGUGGUUUGAUUCUUCCUAUGUAUUACAUCUGUUUCUAAAUUCAAAUGAUGUCAAAAGUAGCUAACCAAAAAAGUUAGGGUUGAAUUUACUUAUUCAAGAGUUUGAAGUAACCUUUUUGCAUUCACCACGAGUACUACUUUUCUAAUUUUGUCAUAAUGGUUGAAAUGGACAUCAUGCUAGUUUUUUUCUACAGUCUAAUAGGCAUACCUAAAAUGUGGGAGUAUCUUGUGUCUAAAACUAUUUUUUCAGUUUGAAUGAUAGAGUGCCUGACUUCAGUGGCAAGAAUGAAAAUCACUUGAGAUUAUUCUCAAUACCUGCCAACAAUGUGGUUUUUCUGCAUCAAGUGAAUUAGCUUCUGAAAAAUGCUUUUCAGUAAAUUCCUAGGAUUCCUUCCCCCCAAAGUGUGUGCAGUAAUGUGCCCUUUAAAAUCAUGAACUUCAUCAAACCAGCAGGGAGUGGUUUCCAGCUGGAGCUGUCCACUAGCCACAGCAAAGCAGGAACAAUGGUGCAGUUGAGCAUAAGGCCAGAUAUAUUGUUGUCUGUCUGUACCAUGGUGAUGCUUUCCCAUCCCAUCCCCACACAAAUGGCCUUGCUAAGCAGAGACCCAGGGCUAAUUAGUGAAAGUACAUAAUAGCAUUGCUUUUACCGUUUUGGAUGUGUGGAACAGUUUCUGUUCAUUUUAUGAAAUGGACACUGUCCAUGACCAGUCUCCAUUUGCAAAAUGGGAAAAUAAUCAUGUUGAAAGGCAUGCAUCUUUCAAUGAAACCUAUACCGUGUCCUUAAAAAAACAAACUCAGUUUGAGUAACUAUCACUGCAAUGCCUGUUUUAUUCCCAUAUAAGUAAAGAUGUAAAAGAAACCAUAGAAGUGUGACCACAACUGACCUCUCUCUCUUGUUUUGUUUGAACUUGUUUGUUGCCAUAUUUUCUAAGGUGGUAUUCAUUAGAGUGUUAGCUGACAUUACUUAAACCAAGGUAGAAUGCUGAAUGACUGUAAAUUUUUAAAAAUUGUUCUUGCUGGUUCUGAUAGGGUUGUAAAAUUACUGCCAAAUGCAUUCACUGUUUACAUUUGAAACAGUAGAAUUGAUCCUCAGUAUGAGUCAAGUAAAUGAUGGAGUACUUUUUUAAUUACACAAUUAGCUUUUUAAACUACUCUGUGAAUAGCUAAAUUUUUCACAGAUAGCUCCCACUUAAUUUUCUGUGGCACACAUGAAUUGACAGAUUGGAUUUUUUUUCUAUAUUGCUGUGGCUCUAGCUUUAUAUAAUUGGAAGCAUGGUGCCUUUACUGAGAUCAGUAGGACUUACAUCCAAGUAAACAAGUUUUUUAAAAGGAAAAAGAUGGUGCAUGAAAAUGUCUUGGAAUAGUUUGAAAAUAAGAAAGCUGUGAAAAUAGUUCAGUGGAAUUGCAGUUUGUUUUAUGAACUUCUCAAUCCACAAUUUAAAUUAUUGAACUUGGAGCAUAAUCAACUUGUAGCAUGAGGGUAAUGCCACACCAGGGCAAUCCCUGUAUACCUCACUUGGACCUUGUCCCCCUUUCCCUGAAUACACCCCAGGCUUGUGUGCACAGAUCUCACAUUCCCUAGCAUUGCCUUGCACUGCCUGUCCAUUUAUAGGGAAGAUGCAGGUAGCUCAGUUGGGCCAGCUUGGUGCUGUACCCACCCAUGUGCCCUGAGGACAACUAUUCCAUUAACCUAUGAUGACAAAGUAAAGACCAAUUUAAAAGUGUGGUAGACAAUAGUAAUCUUUAUAUAAUUUAUAGUUUGAAACAUGAGUAAAUGGGCAAGAAUCAGUGGCUUAAAUGUUCUAAAAAAUGUCCAAGCAAUAGCUACCUUUAGAAAUGACUUCAGAAUCUGCAGAUACCAGAGAAGAUACAGUUGUAUAUACAAUGUGUUUUUGGGUAUCCUCUAUUGGUCUUAAUUUGGCACAGGUGAGUGCCAGCAUAGCCUUUUUCAGUGUUCAUGUUGAACGUAUGAAAAAUUUUAUAGAUUGUUGAAUGUAUCACUUUCAUCAACUGCUCCUUCUUUCAGCUAGUAUACCCUUCUCCAAGCCAAAAUAGUCUUAUUUGGUUGCGGAGGGGGCUGUAAUAGGUCACAUAUGCCCAGGGUCUUCUGUGGCAAAUGCUGCCUGGAACAUUUCCUGUUGUGAAUUAUGGGAGGACAACUUUCUGUUCAUGUGCUGUCAGUCAUCACUUUUGUGGCCUUACCCACCCAAAGCUAUUUUUUCUGGCUUUGCAAAGUGGGAAGUGGCAGGAGAGGUGAAGGAUGUGGUGUUAAGAGAUGUGGGAUAAGAGCAGUUCACAUUGGGCCUGCUUGAAAGGGUCUAUACCUUAUUCAUAUUGGACCCACCAUAUUUGCACAAGUUGUGUCUCACUUCAAACCUCUGUUCACAAUUUACCUGGUCUUCUGCCUUGAUUUAGCUCACUGCAUUUUUAACUGUUGCUCCUAGUCUUGUAAGAAUGAAACAUCAAUAUAUAAUGCUGGGAGAUUUGUCAUUAAAAACAAAACAAAGCAGCAGGUGGGAACUGCUAAUUUGUUUCGGUAUUGGUUUAACUCUUUUUUUCUGAUUUAUGCUUCCCCAAUUCCCAGCUGCUUAUUUGCCGAGUAAAUAGCAUCUUGUGGGGACUGCAUUGGCUUGGGAAAGCAGUGCAAGAGGGGAAAACGUUAGAUUUUCAUUCACAUUAGAAAUGUCUCCCCUGCUACCUCCACAGCUUUAGUGUGUUGGGAGAUCAACUGCAGAACUCCCAGAUACAUUUUAGUUCUAAUAAACUAUAAAUGAGACAAUCUGAAAAGACCAUUCAUUUAUUUAAGGCACAAUCCUGUGUGUUUAAAUGGACAAAAUUUUGUUCACUUACAGCACUCCCUAACCUGCAUCACAGAAAUGCUGGGAGUUGUAGUACAUUUUCUAUCUGAAAAAUCAUAGGGUUCUACACUUAAAGAAUUAUGUAAAUUGUAUCAUGCUGAAGGAAUCGAGCAGGCUGUUUGUAUAAUAGAAUAAGUGGGAUAUGUGCAAAUAUCAAGGUCAAUACAAUGUAACUAUUCCCCCUUGCUAAAUUGUUUAAUUCCAGUAUGUCAAACUAAAGUGGUAUUAUUAACCUGGAUUCUGUAUUUUAUUAACAUAAAGGCGUGGGAUUUGGAUUCACUUGGAAAUAUUGUAUGGUGUGGCUGUUAAUGCAAUGUAAUAAAGGUACAUUUACAUUUAUUAAA